Messenger RNA from Penicillium alfredii, 2586 nucleotides. Its product is annotated as F-box protein. Gene Ontology annotation, molecular function: protein binding. Bases 1 to 2586 code for a protein of 861 amino acids. The transcript has 2 exons. The record is from RefSeq and is a predicted model, not a curated record. NCBI's taxonomy places the organism in Eukaryota, Fungi, Ascomycota, Eurotiomycetes, Eurotiales, Aspergillaceae.
AUGGAUUUGAUUCCACCGUCGUACAAAUCCGCAACAGACCGCGAUGCAUGGGCCAUCAUCGCCCACUACAUACCCUCCAGCGACCUCUGCGCGGCGUCCCUAGUCUGCCACCGAUGGCACGAUCUGUUCAUGCCGUUUCUAUGGGGUGAUCCGGCAUCGCAUUUUGGAACAGAAAAUGAUGCGGUCUACGUGGCCCUCACGCGGUUCCGAAGAACCCUGAAGUAUGCCCGGCCCGAGGUGCGGGCUUUGACCCAUACGCUUCAUCUGCCACCCGCUCUCUCGGAGAUCUAUGGCGGCCCGCGACCCGGGUGGUUGCGAGACAUCCUGGAAUAUCUGCCAUGUCUGCAGUCUUUGAUGGUCUCCAAGCUGCCUUUCUUCGAUCACAAUGCCAUGAAGGCGCUGAAGAGCCAACCGAGGUCGGCCCAGUAUAGCGUCCGUUUACUGUUGGCGGACCGCGAGCCUAAUACCACGUCUUCGAGCCUGGCAGAGACCCUGCUCCGGUUUCCGCUGCUGGCAUAUUUGGAUCUCUCGUAUACCACGUCAGCGCGAGACCGGGGAGUGCUGUCCACUUUCUCGGAGCUGGAGCAUCUGCAGGUGCUCAAGCUCUGCGGUCUCGGAUUGAAAGACAGCGAUGCCGAGUUCCUGGCUAAUGCCAUCGGAGUUCGGGUCCGCUGUCUGGACCUGCGGAAGAAUCUGCUCACUGACAUGGCAGUCCGCUCUCUGCUGCAGGCGUCGUUUAUGUCGCCGGGCAACGCGGGAUUACCGCAACCCGUACGAAAUCGUGGGAGUUCCCCAGACGGGCUCAGGCAGUCGGCCAUCCGAGAUCCUGACUCGGACUUCUUUAAACGGCCCGACCUAGAUGAUCACUUGAUGAAACAACUGGCCCAGCCAGCCACAACCCACACCUGGGUGGAAGAUUUGCCACCAAUGGGUAUCACUCAUCUCUAUAUUGCAGAUAACCCCAUCUCGGUCGAAGGUGUGGCGAGCCUCUUGGCUUCGUCUCGGUUACAUGUGCUUGAUGUGGGAACAGUCAAUACUGCCGAUGCUCUACACAAAGCACCAGCAUUGAAGACUGAAAGAUACCCCGGCGCUGAAAAGCUGGUCCCGAUAUUAGGCAAGAUUGCUGGUGACCAUCUGACAUAUUUUCGAGUGCAUCACGCAGUUCUCACUGCUGAACCACCGAAUAAGGACGCUGCAUCCACGACCGAUUUUCUCCCAGAACUCCAAUCUAGCGAGGUAACUCGCGAAGCGGAAUUGGACGCCUCUCAGGAGAUUCCCGAGUUGCCUGGACGGGUCCAGCCUGUCUAUGAGCUGCCAGAUACGUCAAUAACACAGGAUUCUGGCUCUACAAACACGAGAACGCAAGUACCGCGUCUUACGAUGCCCCUCGAAGACGAGCAGCUGCCUGCUGUAAGACGUGGAUCAGCUUUUGCUCCCGAGGUUGUCCAGCCUAUCCCCCAACGUGGUGAUAGUGGUGGAGGUAGAGCCCCAGAUGCUACAGGAGCAACUGUCUCAAAAGCAUUGCAAUCCGAGGAAGGGAACGCUUUGCCAUGCGAUACCUCCCAUGCUAAUUCCUCCCUGGAGCCGAUUCCGAUAUGCGGCUCACCAAUAUCAACGGAUGAUCCUCGCGCACAAAGAAUCCAGGAACUCCUCGCAAAACGGCCUCGAAGCCAGUCCAUUCCUCUCUUGGGCGGAAAAGAAAGCCGCUUCCCCUACUUGCAUCCAUCGCAUGUUCCACAUCUAGAGACCCUCAUUUUGACCGACGUCCCUUCCCAUGUCGCACCCAACUCCCUAGUCCUGUCUACCCUUCUCCGAUUCAUCACUGCUUGCUCCAACGAAGCCCUGCUAGCAACCCUCCAAGCCGGAUCAGACUACUCCCUUCCACCCGGGCAAGCACGGAUACGCGCCGAGCAGCAGCGAUCUCGAUCUCUCUUUGGGCUGCGGCGAUUAGUUAUUGAAAUCACGCCCGUAGAUCAAUCAUCGCGCUUGACACCAUGGAAAGCGGCCAACGAGAACUCGAGCACGGGCGACCCGGACUCAGAGAACCUGUGGGCCGCCGCCACGCACGACUUCAGCUUCUUCGGCGAAGACGAGUGCGGUGUCCCCGAGAAUGACACCAGCAAAUACUUCCCCAUGGCCGUGCUGAACGAAAAGGUCUCGCUCAUGCCCUCGGACGAUGACUCCAAUCACUCCGGCGCCGACACUCCUCUCCAGGGCUGCCAUCGCUCCCGCCAGAGCGUCACCUCUGCCGCUUCGGGCACGCCUAGCCCGCCGCAGACUGUUGGAGAAAGUCAACCGUCGGCCCAAGUGCCGGAUGUUGAUCUCGUUGCCGAACUGGCUGCUUUCCGCCGCGCUAAGAAGGCGGAGUAUGAGCGGGUGGUGCGGCGGGAGAGAGGGCGGCGGAGCACGAAUGGCACGGGAGUCUCGAGCCUCGCUCCGUCAAUGCCGCAGAUCUUCCUGGCACAUUUUGUCGAGGGGCAUUGGAAGGGCGAGGUGAAGAUUGUGCGGAAUCCGACGCCGAAAGUGCGAAGCGGUACCGUCGACAUGUAUGGCAAUUAUUUUGAGAAGGGAUAUCUAUACCCAUGA